AUGGGCGACACAUGCACUCGAGGGUGCCGAUUCUGCAGUGUGAAGACGAACAGGAAGCCAGGGCCGCUGGAUCCUCAUGAGCCGGAGCAUGUGUCUGAGGCGCUUUCGCGGUGGGGCCUAGGAUAUGUCGUUCUUACGAGUGUGGAUCGAGACGAUCUCGCUGACGGUGGUGCGGCGCAUUUCGCAGAGACAAUCAUGAAGAUCAAACAGAAGAAGCCGACUCUGCUCGUUGAAGCGCUGACGGGUGAUUUUAUGGGCGAUCUGAACAUGGUCAAGAUAGUAGCAGAGUCUGGCCUUGACGUAUACGCUCACAAUGUUGAGACCGUAGAGGGCCUUACUCCGUAUGUACGAGACAGAAGGGCAACAUUCCGACAGAGUCUGAAAGUUCUCGAAGAGGUGAAGAGACUGAAGGGCGAUGAUAUCAUCACCAAGACUAGCAUCAUGCUUGGCCUAGGCGAAACGGAGGAGGAACUUUGGGAUGCAUUGAGGGAAUUGAGGAAGGUUAAUGUUGAUGUCGUGACUUUUGGACAAUACAUGCGUCCCACGAAGCGACACCUCAAGGUCGAGAAAUAUGUCACCCCUGACGAAUUUGAGCUUUGGCGCCAGAGAGCUCUAGAUAUGGGCUUCCUCUAUUGUGCAAGCGGCCCAUUGGUUCGGUCCUCUUACAAGGCUGGAGAGGCCUUUAUUGAGAAUGUUCUAAGGAAGAGAGCUGGGGAGAAAGCAAUGGCGGGUGCGGCUCUUGAGAAGACAGUCGUACUUAGCGAAGAUAAGACAGGCACAGUCUAA
Molecule: messenger RNA, 786 nt
Organism: Phaeoacremonium minimum UCRPA7
Lineage: Eukaryota; Fungi; Ascomycota; Sordariomycetes; Togniniales; Togniniaceae
Product: putative lipoyl synthase protein
Exons: 2
Coding region: 1-786 (261 amino acids)
Biological process (GO): lipoate biosynthetic process
Cellular component (GO): mitochondrion
Molecular function (GO): lipoate synthase activity; 4 iron, 4 sulfur cluster binding
Source: RefSeq, a predicted model, not a curated record